Staurois parvus is the source of this 494-nucleotide messenger RNA. NCBI's taxonomy places the organism in Eukaryota, Metazoa, Chordata, Amphibia, Anura, Ranidae. The record is from the annotation of a GenBank genome assembly.
CGCUCUCCUGCGCACCCCCCGGGGGCGCCCACCCGGGAUGAUCAGUGCCCUGAUGAUCGGUGCCCAGCAGUGCCACCCACCAGUUCCGCCCACCUGUGCCCAGCAGUGCACCUUCCUGUGCCCAGCAGUGCACCCACCUGUGCUACCCAGCAGUGUUACACACCUGUGCCCAGAAGUGCCACCUACCUGUGCCCAGCAGUGCCAUCCACAUGUGCCCACCCACCUGUGCCCACCAGUGCCACCCACCUGAGCCCACCAGUGCAACCCACCAGUGCCCAUCAGUGCUGCCAGUCAGUGCCACCAGUCAGUGCCCAGCGGUUGUGCCAGUCAGUGCCCAGCAGUUGCGCCAGUCAAUGCUUAGCAGUGCUGCCAGUCAGUGCCCAGCAGUGAUGCCAGUCAGUGCCACCUAUCAGUGCUGUCUAUCAUUGCCACCUAUCAGUGCCACCUAUCUGUGACACCUCAUUAGUGCUGCCUAUCAGUGCCGCCUAUCCGUG